Insectozyma verbasci is the source of this 1215-nucleotide messenger RNA. The record is from the annotation of a GenBank genome assembly. NCBI's taxonomy places the organism in Eukaryota, Fungi, Ascomycota, Pichiomycetes, Serinales, Debaryomycetaceae.
AUGCCACCUAAGAAACAACAACUUAUAACUCAACAACUAAUAAAUAAUUCACAAACAAGAAAGAAACAACAACAACAACAAGAACAACCAACUAAUGACUCUGAAUUAGAGUGGAUUCCAACUAAAGAGGGUUUAAUGGCAAGUACUUCAUUAAUACAACUAAUUAAAAAUAAACCAAGAUCAAGAUAUAAAAAAUAUCAAGUUAAAUUAUUCUUGCAUCCAUAUUUACUUAAAAAAAUAACACCUAAAACAACACCACCAAUUGAAGGCAAUUCCGGUAUAGAGAUAACAGAAGAUGAUUUAAUUCAAAUGGAUAAAGAAUUAACAGAAGCUUUAAAACCAGAAUCAUCAUCGUCAACUACAACAACAACCAAUAGUAAUUAUAAAUUAGUCCCUAAAAAUAUAGUUCCGUUCCUAGAUGAAGAAUUACAAGGACUAAGUCUUGAUGAAAAUGAACUAAUUACAACAUCAGCAACAAUAUCAUUAUUAGAUCCAUUAUCUCAAACUAAAAUAAAAUUACCAGUUAAAUCAAUUAUCUGUACACAUUUUGAAUGUUUUGAUUAUGAAAAUUUUUGUACGUUCAACAAUAUAACAAUUUCAAUUAAAGAGCUCACGGCUAAAAACUUAAAAUCUCAGGCAGUUAAAAAAUUACAACAACAAGAACUUAUAAAUAAAUUAGAUAUAAAUUUACAAAAACAACAAAUCCAAAAAAGAAAAGAUGAAUUAAAAUUACAUCAAAAUUAUUUAAAUCAAAUCAAUCAACGACGAAAACAUCAACAAAAUGGAUCCAAUUUUAUAAAAAUGGUAACUAAUCAAACUAGUUCAAAUUAUAGAUCGAAUUUCAUUAUACCAAAUCAGAGUAUUCCAUUUUAUAAAUGUCCAAUAUGUGAAUGUUCAUUUCCAUUAAAUUCAUUAAAAAUUUCCGAUCCAUUUAAUUUCUUUGUCAAGAACACUGCAGAUGAUGUAACUAAAAUUGAGAUCAUAAAUAAAGAAAAAUAUAGAAUUUUAAAUGAUAAAGAAAGAAGUAUGAGUGUUAAACCUGAUGAAAUAUUGACUAUUUCUGAUGGAUCUGAUGAUGAAGACAAUAGAAUGAAAUUGGAUAAUUUAAUUGAAAGAAAUUUACAAUUGGGGUAUAAAAAUAUAAAUCAUUAUUGGAAUCCUUUUGAUGAUCAAGUUGGGAAUGGAACUAGUGAUGAUCCAAUUUUGUUAGAUUAA